AUGGGUCGUCUCCAGGAGUACCAGGUCAUCGGGCGCCACUUGCCCACCGAGUCCAACCCGACUCCUGCCCUCUACCGCAUGCGCAUCUUUGCGCCCAAUGCGGUCGUUGCUAAGUCCCGCUUCUGGUACUUCCUUCGCGGUCUCCGCAAGGUGAAGAAGGCCACCGGCGAGAUCGUCACCUGCAACACGAUCACCGAGAAGCACCCCCUGAAGGUCAAGAACUUCGGUGUUUGGAUCCGCUACGACUCCCGCUCUGGCACCCACAACAUGUACAAGGAGUACCGUGAGCUCUCUCGCACCGCCGCUGUCGAGGCUCUCUACUCCGACAUGGCUGCCCGCCACCGUGCCCGCUUCAGGUCCAUCCACAUCCUCAAGGUCGUUGAGCUCGAGAAGACCGAGGACAUCAAGCGCCCCUACAUCAAGCAGCUUGUCACCAAGAAGCUCUCCUUCCCUCUUCCCCACCGCGUCCCCAGGAUCUCCAACAAGAAGAUCUUCUCCGCCAAGCGCCCCGCUACCUUUGCUUAA
Sordaria macrospora k-hell is the source of this 525-nucleotide messenger RNA. Its product is annotated as 60S ribosomal protein eL20. The record is from RefSeq and is a predicted model, not a curated record. Lineage: Eukaryota; Fungi; Ascomycota; Sordariomycetes; Sordariales; Sordariaceae. Gene Ontology annotation, molecular function: structural constituent of ribosome. Gene Ontology annotation, biological process: translation. Gene Ontology annotation, cellular component: cytosolic large ribosomal subunit; ribosome.